Molecule: messenger RNA, 5713 nt
Organism: Equus caballus (horse)
Lineage: Eukaryota; Metazoa; Chordata; Mammalia; Perissodactyla; Equidae
Source: RefSeq, a predicted model, not a curated record
CAGACCCCGCGCUAUGACCGCGGCCGCCGCCUCCAACUGGGGGCUGAUCACGAACAUAGUGAACAGCAUAGUAGGGGUCAGUGUCCUCACCAUGCCCUUCUGCUUCAAACAGAGCCCCCCAGCCUGUGGAUGAGCAUGGUUUAGGGUGCCUGUGGGAGUCAUUGACCCGCCUUGGCUGGUGAGCAGGUCGCCGGAGGACAGGGACUGUGCUGGCAGUUGUGGAAGGCCACGCUGGCGGCUGCUGGAGCACCCGGGGCAACAUCUGUGUCUGGACAUCGUGAAUUCCCACCAAGCUGACCACCUGUGGGUGUUUCUGGAAGGACUACGGGUCCCAGGGUGCAUUGCGGCUGGCCUGGCACAGAACUGCAUCCUGGGAUGUGUAGUUAGCUGAUUGUGCAUCCUUGAGUCCGGUGCUGCGAUCCCUGAUGCUCGUUUGGGAAGUGCCACCGCGGUGGGGCUGUGGUGUAGAGGCCUGUGAAAUGUGCUUUCAGGCCCAGCGGAUUCGGCUGUCCACAGACUGAGUGCCUUCUGUGUGGUGGGCACAACGCCCCUGCCCGAGCAUUUAAACGGGUGCUGGACUGACUUGCCCAGGAAGAGCUUCGUGCUGGAGGCCCGCGUGCAAGCAGAGAACUGGAAGUGGUUCACCCUGUCCCGAGGGCCUGGCAGAGUUGGGAUGGCCACUCCCACGUGGACUCAGCAUCUUCUCCAUGGGAAACACAGCCUGAGGCCAACGGGCAAUUUGGGGAUGUGUGUUUUUAGUGUCUGGCAGCCAUGUUGUUUAAAAAAAGUUUCGGUUUUGGGUUUUUUGUUUGUUUGGUUUUAAUAAUUUUGGUAGUUAAAAAAAUGUUAGCAUUUUAUUGAAGUAUAACAUGCAUACAGAAAAGUGCACACAACUGAGGUGUACUCUUGGUGAGUUUUCACAAAGUGAACAAACAUGUACCAGCUCCCUCAUUAAGGAGCACAGCAUCGCCACAGCCGUCCAGGCCCCGCCUCCCUCCCCAAGGGCCCACAUCCCACCUCCAGCUCCGUAGAUCCGUGUUGCCUCGUUUUUAACUUUGUGUAAAUGGAGUCAUACUGUACGUAUGGUUUCGUGUCUGGCUGGUAUUCAUCGUGUGGACGUGCUACAGAGUGCUUAUUCUUUACCUUUGCUGGCACACGUGCGGUUUCCCACCGUGGAGCUCUUAGGAACACAUGGGCACAGGCUCUGACCACACGUUUGCGUUUCUGUUGGGUAUUUAUCUUUGAGGAGAAUAGCUGGCUCGUAUGAUCUGUGCACCAGCAGAUACUAGUAGGACAUUUGGGUCGUUUCUUCAGUUUUGGGAUUAUGGAUAAACCUGCUGUAAACAUUGGCUUGCAGGUUUUUGCAUGAACACAUGUUUUCAUUUCUCUUGGGUAAAUACCUAGGAGUGCAAUUGCUGGGUCAGAUGGUGAGCGUAUGUUUAACUUAUAAGAAAGGCAUAAAUGUCAUUUUUAAUCUCUUCCUUUCAGAAUGUGUUCACCACUUGUAGCUGUCGAUCCACGUGGCUAGAAGGUGGCCCCCUGUAGGGCGCGCGGAGGUCCGGGGAGACUAGUUGGCAGCACCGUGGUGUUCACAGGACUCUCGAAGGGCCGGGAGGGGGAUGGUGUUCCUGCUGCUCUUUCAGGAUGAGGCACAAGUUUAAGGCCCCGGGACAAAGUGUGUGGCCACCACAUCCAGGAAAUUGGUCCCUUUCCAUGCUAGGAAUUGUCACCCUUAGACAGGGGAGUGAGGCAGAGCUGGGCCGUGUGUCUGCAAGGGGCGGGGAAGCGGGGACGACUGUCCUAAGCCACAGACGUGCUGGUCAGCGUGUGAGGAACAGACACUGAGUAGUUUAUUUUGUCAACAUCUCGUUUUCUUUCAACCCUCUAGUGUGGCAUCGUCCUGGGGGCCCUGCUCUUGGUUUUCUGUUCUUGGAUGACGCACCAGUCCUGCAUGUUCUUGGUGAAAUCCGCCAGCCUGAGCAAGCGGAGAACCUACGCUGGCCUGGCAUUGCACGCCUACGGAAAAGCAGGGAAGAUGCUGGUGGAGACCAGCAUGAUCGGGCUGAUGCUGGGAACCUGCGCUGCCUUCUACGUUGUGAUUGGUGACUUGGGGUCCAACUUCUUUGCUCGGCUGUUUGGGUUUCAGGUGACCGGCACCUUCCGUGUGCUCCUGCUCUUUGUGGUGUCCUUGUGCAUCGUGCUUCCACUCAGCCUGCAGAGGAACAUGAUGGCCUCCAUCCAGUCCUUCAGCGCCAUGGCCCUCAUCUUCUACACUGUUUUCAUGUUUGUGAUUCUGCUCUCCUCUCUCAAGCACGGCCUCUUCGGGGGGCAGUGGCUGCAGCGGGUCAGCUACGUGCGCUGGGAUGGCAUCUUCCGCUGCAUCCCCAUCUUCGGCAUGUCCUUUGCCUGCCAGUCCCAGGUUCUACCCACCUACGACAGCCUGGACGAGCCCUCGGUGAAAACCAUGAGCUCCAUAUUUGCCUCCUCCCUCAAUGUGGUCACCACCUUCUACGUCAUGGUGGGCUUCUUCGGCUACGUGAGCUUCGCCGAGGCCACCGCGGGCAACGUGCUGAUGCACUUCCCCUCCAACCUGGUAACCGAGAUGAUCCGAGUGGGCUUCAUGAUGUCGGUGGCAGUGGGCUUCCCCAUGAUGAUCCUGCCCUGCAGACAGGCCUUGAACACGCUGCUUUUUGAGCAGCAGCAAAAAGACGGGACCUUUGCCGCUGGCGGCUACAUGCCCCCUCUGCGGUUUAAAGCGCUCACUCUCUCGAUUGUGUUUGGAACCAUGGUUGGUGGAAUCCUGAUCCCAAAUGUGGAGACGAUCCUGGGCCUCACGGGCGCGACGAUGGGAAGCCUCAUCUGCUUCAUCUGCCCGGCUCUGAUCUAUAAGAAAAUCCACAAGAACGCCCUUUCCUCCCAGGUGGUGCUGUGGGUCGGUGUGGGCAUCCUGGUGGUCAGCACAUACAUCACCCUGUCCGUGAAUGAGGAGACCCCCAUGGACUUGGCAAAGGAAGCCCCUGGCAACCCGCUUGGAGAGGCCGAGGGUGCCAUGAAGGUGGAGGUGGCCCGGCUCCCAGGCCAGAAUCCAGUUGUGGACGUAGCCGGGGAUGGCCGAGAGAAGCCGAAGCUGCCACGUGAGAAAGAUGAGAUGGAGCAGGCCCAGAUUAAAGGCCCCGUGAACGUGCCCCAGAGGGAAGACGCCGAGGAGAAGCAGGAGGAAGUGCAGCUGGAUCGGCCCGGGCAGGGCGUUGCGGUACCUAUGGGUGAGGCCCACCGCCACGAACCCCCCGUCCCUCAUGACAAGGUCAUGGUGGACGAAGGUCAAGACCAAGAAGGACCAGAGAAGGAACAUCCAUCCAAACACAUGAAUGAAAAGGCUCCUGGGGGCAAGGGUCAGAGGGAGCCUCCUCUGCCGGAUUCAGAGAGAGGGAGACCUGGACAGGACCAGGCCUUGGAGGCAGCAGGUGGUCUUCCUGAAGAGCCUCAGAAGGUUCCAGAAGAAAACGGCCAGCCAGCUGUCGAGCCUGUGAAGAAGGAGCUGGGGCCAGGCGACAGGGGUGUGCACUUACAGCCCCAGGCGGUGCCCCCCGAGGAGCAGGAUACCCUGGUGGCAGUUGCCAGGGAGAGAGCAGACAGUCUCCCCCUGCCAGUCCAUGCCGCGGGGGCCAUGGGCCAGCCGGCGGAGAAGAACGAGCCUGGUGGGAAGGCUCCCCUCCCGGUGGGUGCCGGGCCGCAGGCAGAGCUGCGAGAGCAGAAGAACGUGGAGGGGCAGGUCGGAGAGCACGCUGGCAGCAAGUUGGAGGCUGAAAUCAAAAAGAUAGUGGCAGAAGCUGGCAGGGCAGAGAUGCUGGACCACGCCGUCCUGUUGCAAGUGAUAAAAGAGCAGCAGGUGCAGCAGAAGCGCCUGCUGGACCAGCAGGAGAAGCUGCUCGCAGUGAUCGAAGAGCAGCACAAGGAGAUCCACCAGCAGAGGCAGGACGGCGAGGAGGUAGAUGCACAGCCCGAGCCUGGGGUGGCUGCAGCCAGAGGUAAGGAGCAGGAGGCCCACGACGGAGGAAUGGUGGAGCAGCCCCCCUUGCGGCCUUUGGAACCAGUACUCGGAGCUCCUGGGCAUCCACCUGCUCCGCCCCAGGGGCACGGCCAGCGCUCUGUGGAGGAGCCCGAGGGGGCUGCAGGCAGAGCCCGAGCUGGUCCUCCCGGCGGUGGGGGCGCUGACAAGGAGCCCCAGGCAGCCCAGGCUGAGCUGAGGGAAGGUCGGCAGGGCGCUGUCCCCGAGGCGGCCGGUGCUGGUGUGCAGGAGCGGGUCCCCGUGCCAGACCCUGCCGGGGUGCCCAGGAGCCCAGGGGAGCGCAACGCUGGGGAAUCCCCCAGGCAGAGUCGGCACGCUUUUGGUGGAGGCUCCCACGAAAGGAAGAAAUCUGGAAAGGAGGCAGCAGCUGCUGGUGCUGACAGUCAAGCUGCAGAUGUGUUGGGGGCAGGGGCAGAGAUUGGGGACCGUCACGUGAAGCCCCAACAAGUGGGCCAAGACCGGGGACCUGCAGGCCUGUCCAGCAGGUCAGGAGGAGCAGCCCCUCGGGCCCAGGCCGAGUUACGUCAGCCAGAGCACCGGGCUGUCUCUGCCGGGGGUCAGGGCGCACAGCAGGGCGGUCACGCAGAGGUGGGACAGAAGACCCUCGGCAGGGACCAUGUGCCUGCUCCCGGGGAGGAUACUGCUGUCCAAGAGCCUGAGCAGAGGCCAGACCCUGAGCUGGGGCCCAAGCCAGCCGUCCCCGGUGCUCAGAAGCCAGACAAUGCCAAACCCAACCGAGACCUGAAAGUCCAGGCUGGCUCCGAUCUUCGGCGGAGACGGCGGGAGGCGGCUCCUCUUGCAGAGGCAGGGCCAGCUUCGAAGGACAGGGUCAUCACCAGCUUUAACCCCCUGCCUGAUGUGCAGGUCAGCGACCUCCGUAGUGCCCUGGAGAACCAGCUCCACCAGGCCGCAGGGGGUGCUUUGCGAGUGGUCCACAGCCGCCAGAUCAAACAGUUGCCCCCGGCCCUGGAGGAGCCCUGAGCGCCCACUGAUGGCCACCAUUCUGGUCAGCUGGUCUCCCCUGGCAUGCCCAGGCCACCAGCAGACCUGGACCACGGUGGGCACCGAAUUCUGGAGGUCACGCUCCGUUGAAGCCUGAAAGAUGUUUAGCUGCAGCCUCGUUUUCCAGAAUGGUUUUUGCCAUCACUGUGGCACCUCUGUAACUCCCCCAGGUGACUGAGCUUACCACGGCCAGGAGGAGAAACGGCUGCUCUGAGACUCUGAGGAGAUGUGGCAUCUGUAGGGCCUUGAGGUCUGUGACCUGCCACCUCUGCUCUCUCUGAGACAGGUGGGUCCCGUGCAGCUGGGGGAGCGGCCGCCGUCACUGAGCGGGAUCAUGCGAUUGAGGUGUCGGUGCCCUCAAGUGCGGGCACAGUCCCGGCACAUGGGCUGCUCUGAGGACCAGCCAUCCGGCCCCAAGUGUCCAGUUACUCCGAGUUUUAACUCUUUAUCUAAGGUUGUCUACAAGUGUGGUAGAAAACCUUAACAAACAUUCGCCCUCACUCUGCUCCGUACCCCAGGGGCGCGGGUGUCAGAAAGCUGCUGGCGCCUGCUCACCUCCACCUCUUCGUGGUCUGCUCCACUCGCCACAUGCUCCGUGGGUCCCAGUCACGUUAUUGAGAUUAAAAAAAAUACCACCACUGA